Messenger RNA from Cydia strobilella, 1491 nucleotides. RefSeq names its product zinc finger protein 157-like. The coding region runs from base 33 to 1403 and encodes 456 amino acids. The transcript has 7 exons. Lineage: Eukaryota; Metazoa; Arthropoda; Insecta; Lepidoptera; Tortricidae. Gene Ontology annotation, cellular component: nucleus. The record is from RefSeq and is a predicted model, not a curated record. Gene Ontology annotation, molecular function: zinc ion binding.
GGAGGCAAUUAUUUUCAGGAAUUUCCAUAAUAAUGAAUAUUAAUAUAUGCAGAACCUGCCUCAAAAGCCCCGCUGACACACAUAUCUCAGAGCUGAAAAAGUGCCUAAAUGAGGACCACAAAAACUACCUCGACGUUAUGCUGUUUUGCUUGGAUAUCAAGGUUACAGAAGACUCUAAAAUAACAACAAAACUAUGUAACAACUGUUACAAAAAAAUCAUAUCGUUUUAUGAAUUUAAAGUAUUAUCUUUAGAAAAUGAUGCAUAUUUAAAAUCUUUGGAUACGGGAGUAGCGGACCAAAAACUGACUGUGUACGAGGACGAAAAGGGGAUAAAGCAUGAUAAUAAUUACUUGGAUUCUGAUGACUUUGGGCCCAGUGUGGUUGAAGAUUGCCUCGCAGAAAUUAAGGUAGAAGUAAAUGUUAAAACUGAAGACAAAUUAGAUGUGAAACUAGAUUCUGAUAAUGAAGAUACACAUCAUUUUGAGUCGGAUGAAGAGCCACUAAAUGUAGUACAAAAAGUGAAGUAUGAGGAUAUUAGGGAACAGACCAAAGUUAAGGCACCAAAACGAGAGAAACGUGUCCGUCCAAAGAAAUCCUCCUUGAAGAAAUCAAAUGAGAAACAUGAAGCGCAGAUAUGUGAAGAGUGUGGCAAGUCUUUCCGUAACCUAAAGGAACACCUGCUCCAGCACCAGCCGCAGACUGAGCGCCAGAAGGUGCAGUGCCAAGCUUGUCCCAAACUGUUCUUAAACAAGGGGGAUAGGCAUAGGCAUUAUAAGACUGUACAUUUGGGCUUAAAGAAAAAAUGUGGUAUUUGCAAUAAAGAGGUGACCCGCAUGUCAGUGCACAUGGCGCGUCACAACCCGUCCACCCUGCGGUUCCCGUGCGUGGAGUGCGAGCGCCGCUUCGUGUCGCAAACCGAGCUGGACGCGCACGUGAUCUCGCACACCGACAACUAUGAGUAUACGCAUGAGUGUCCUGUAUGCGAGAAGAAGUUCAGCAGGAAACCUUUUGUCGCUAGACAUAUACGACAAGUCCAUGAAAAAGAAAGAAAACAUCAAUGCGAAUUAUGUCCUAAGGCUUUCUUCACAAACAGCGCACUUCAAGAACAUUUAGGCACCCACUCAACGGAGCGGCUGUACGAAUGCGACGAAUGCGGCUUAUCCCUCAAGACGAAGGAAACGCUGCGGGCGCACCUCACCGUGCACAGCGGCCUCAAGACCUACCAGUGCCGGCUGUGCGACAAGAGCUUCAGAACUACCAGCAAUUUGAAUGUCCACAUGGUGACCCACACGAAGGAGAAGCGCUACGAGUGCCGCUAUUGCGAUGUGCGUUUCGGCCGCGCGCACCACCGCACCCGCCACGAGUAUACUGCGCACCAGAAAAAAGAUCUCAAAACCAAAUGACAACCCUGUUUACAUAUAUGACUGAUUCUAUGGCGUGGGCUGCAGCCUACAUUUAACAGAUUGUCAGGUGACAUCGUCUCAGUUGUGG